AUUCCAAGAUGCGCACAUACUCAUCAAUCUGUAAUCAAUACAAUUUCCCAUUGAAUAACCCUUGAUUAGCCUCAAUUGCGCUUUCGAAAGAGAAGCGAAAGGGGGGGCAGAUUCAAUGCAAUGGGCGCGCGAAAAAGGCGCUAAUCGAAUAAAGGCAUCGAUAAAUUCAUUCUCACGUGCUCGAUCUAAUUCCGAGGGUGUUGUUGCAUAAGAUAAAUCGCGAUAUAUUGCCCAAUAUUCCAUCAUCUUCGCACCUCUUUGCCAGGUAAUUGCUGAAUAAUUCAGUAGCACGUCGUUUGUGAAAAUUGUGACGCAUUAAAUUAAUGGAUGAUACCAUCCAAAAUAACUUUCAUUUUCUCCAUGAAAAAAAAAGAAGUUCCAGUUCGUGGCUUCUUCGUCGGAGAGUUUUUCUUUAACGGUCAUUUUUUGGCGCGUAUUUAAAAAUUCGUUAUUCAGGCAAAUUAUGAAUUUUUGAUGGGCCCUCGUGAGAGAAAUGUUUUUUUUUCUUUAACAUUGAGGUAGUUGCGAGAGAAGAAAUGCACGCGUCUUGUCUUCAAGGGCGAUGGAAGAAGGUACGCCGUGGUGGCGCAGAACGAGAGGGAGAUAAUUACAAUUUGACCAUCAGGUAGUACCCAACAACAGGUUUUCAUCUCUUGGGGGCUCUUUAAUGGCGAACGACGGCACCAAACAGCAACAAACCCAUUCAUUUAUUACAAUAUCACCGCACUGUAAGACGUCUUCACUGUGUUUGAGCUAUACUACAAUUCACAUUGAGACUCUUCGGCGAUGGACUCGAUGGGCUUCUUUGGGAUAACAACACGCGAUCACAAGCCACACGGGGUCACAGCCACAACGAUCAUCAUUGUCGGCAAAACUACGAAGAAAUGGGCAAUUUUGAUGAUGUUUUUAUACCAUGUUCUGCACCCAUAAAGCCUUUCUUCAUUGGGGCUACUUGAGAGCUCACUGAAGAAAAAAAUUAUUUUUGCGUUGGCCACUCUCUGAGGAGUUUUUAUUGAUAUUCGCCAAAAUCUGAAACUCUCGUUGGCUAAGUUGGAAGACCAUUUUAGGCUUCGAGAGAUCUUCAUUUACCAAUGAGACUCUCAAUAAAAUUGAGACAUAACUGAAGACACCUCGUAAGAUAUUGAAUUUCAUCUUCAAGAAGAAGGUUUAUAUUGUGGCGAAUUUUCCAUAUGAGAGCUAUACUUCGGUGAUGCACCAUGUAUUUGGCUCUCAUAAUAAGCCGCAUUGCAGCGGCAAGAGGAGUAUUGUCUUAUUGGGACGCAAAUACCUUAUUAGGACAAAACUUUUGCCAAAUGUGGACGCAAUUUUUAUCUAAACUUGACUACAGAAUAACUGAAAUUGCAAGAAAAAAUUAAUCUAAAUCUGCAAGAAAAGUCUUUUAAUGCAAAGCAUGAAAUUUAAGUGAGAAAAUAAGAAGGAAAAUUAUUCUUUGAGAUUGAUCAACCCCUUGUUUGACACCUUUUACAUUUCAUUGGCUUCCUUAUUCCACCUCCAAAUGAGAUGAAGAAGAAGCCUCUUCAUGCCACAAUCUCCCUUCGCGCGGUGUGACUGUCACUGAGCAAUAGUGAGUCAAUCAAUCCCAUCAUAAUCUUUAUUAUUUGUCAUGAAGAUAUCUUCAUUUAUACGUCUGCAAUUGACUCUUCGUGCUGGUUAUCUCUUCUGUGCAACCAACAACAGCUUAGCCGUGGCAAUGGGACAUUCCACCACGCGGAUGCGAAGAAAGGCAAAAAUUCCCGGAGAGAUGCUCAAUCUGAUUAUCAUUUCACGAUCGUCGACACUCGCCGGGGAGAUUGGUGGCAAUAAAGUGGAGUUGUUAAUGGCAAAAUUGCCAGAAUAUGUUUCUCAAAUCAUGGAUUCCAUCAUCUAUAUGGGGUACAGUUAGCUUUGGGUUUCUUCUUCGUUAUGUUUUUUUCUUCGAAACAUUGAAAAUGGGCCCCUUAACGUCCACAAGCUUCUUCAGACAGAACUUCUUCUUCUCCCGCAGAAAUAGAUACUUAAAAACGGUCAAUUUGCUCUCAAUUGGAGUGGGUGAAGUGAUCUCCACCUCCUUCUUCUUUAAAAGCUCUCUCGCUCUAUUUCAACAACUAUUAGUGUGCUCUUUGGGUGCCUAAGACAUUCCAGUAUCUAUAUAUCGUCCAGAGAUUAACCGUAAGGUAUCAGCUGCCUCUUCCGGUGAUACUCAAUUCACAAACCUUUUCUGAGAAAUGGAAGAUUUUCUUAAGACAUUCUCCGCAUGACCCCUUUAUGAGUUUUUAUUGUAUUGAUAGUCGCACCAUCGUCUUCCCUUUGACACCUUUUCUCUCUCUCUCUCUUAAUAAAUUCAUUCACAUGCUGUAAAAUCACAUGAAUCCAAGCAUGAAUCUCUCAUUCUUAAACUGAGAGAAGAAUUGUGCAAAAAACAUCACGAUUUUGUACCUAAACCCACUUUUAGGUGUAAAUGGGAAUUUAUCACUGAGAAAUGGAAAUAUUUUCCCUCAAUUUCUAAGAAAUUCAGAGAUAAAAUUUAGGCAUAAUUCUUGAAGUUUAUUUUAGCAUUAUUUUCAAUAGAGAAAAGAUAAUUUCAGUUUAAGUACUGGAAGGUUUAAAACGUAUAUCAGUCUCAAUUAGGUUUAUAACCUAUUACAAUAGGGCGGAAUUCUCUACUCAGUCGGGCUUAAAAAUUUAAGUCGGUCUUAAGGUUUCAAUUCAGUUUUUUUUUAAUCUGACUUAAAAUUUUUAAAAUAAAAUAGUUCUCUUAUAAGAAAAUCUAACAUAUUUUCCAGGAUAACUCAGGAAAAUCCAAGGCCGACUUAAAAAUUUUAAGACCUUCUUAAAAAAUUUAAGUCAGACUUAAGAAAACUGACUAAGAACCUUAAGACCGACUUAAAAUUUUAAGCGCGACUGUGAAUUCCUCCCUUUAUUUUAUUUUAUUUAUUUAUUUAAAAAAAAAUUAAGUCAGACUUAAAAAAACUGACUUAAAAUCUUAAGACCGACUUAAAAGCCGACUUAAAAUUUUAAGCCCGACUGAGUAGUGAAUUCCACCUUAUAAUAUACCACAAAAUGUAUAAACUCCUUCAGCAAAGCUACAAAGUUGUUCGUUCAUAUAAUUCCCCGAAAAUUCAAUCAAAACAUUGUGCAAGCAACAGCUGUGGUUCAGCUGUUUGUACUUUCUUCACACUGCUGCACAGAGUUGAGGAUGAUCUCCUGACAUUGCUAAAAAAAAAAUGUUAAAGAAGAAAGAAAAGAGCUGAAUAUCCACAAAAAUACUCUUCAUUGAGAAUUUUUGCGCGUCGAUGGGUAAAGUGUGGCCUGUCGAGUGAAAGGCUACUGCAUUUGCCUCGAUCCAUUCUCGCGAUCAUUCGGUUCUUGUACGAUCGAUUGUGAUCGUUUGCGAUCGCCGCGAAAUGCUUCAACAGGGGGGGACCAACGAUCACUCCGCCAUGGCUUAUGCGCGAGUCUCCUCAAGGUGCCAGUUGAGCAGGUAACUCUGGUGAGUUCGCAUUCGUUUUGUCUCACCUGUUGAUUUGCGCCACAAAACCACGGAAUUGUGCGGCAUUCCUUCGGGGAAUUCUUGUGGAUUUUUUUUUGUGUCUUUGUGUGUGUUGGAUUUCCAGUGUGAGUGGGUGGUUACGAUCACCUCUGUGCAAGGAUUUUUAUUCAUGUGAAAAUUAAAUAAAAUUCAGUGCACAACUUUGUGGAUUAAACCCAAUAACGCAGGUGUUUGAAAAGCAACCACCCCCCAAAGAAAAUCCUUAAGUGUUGUGCUGUGUGCAAUGCCGUGAACAAUGUCCACGGAAGCUCCAGCAAUUCCGCGAACAGCCAAUCUCUUGGCAUGUAAACAAUGGUGGAAAGUGUGCUUCCUCUAUGGGGAUCAGGACAAGUACUACCGUCAAAUUUACGGGAAGGCAGCCAGUAAGAGGCUCGCAGCUGCCCGUCAGCAACUACCCCCACCAAAUGCAGCUGGAAAUGAUCCAGAUGUGAUCUUCCCAUGUCGCAGCCAUCGGGGGAUUCUUGUGACAAAAAAGAACCCAGAUGUGGAGGAAACAAAACCCAGUCGCGUAACAAUUCUCGAUGAUCCCUUCCUCCUGGGUCUAGAUCCCAUCCCGAAUGGGAAUCAAUCACGCGAUAGUGGAAUCUCCACGGCGGAAAUACAGCAGGAGUUGAAGAUAAGUGAAGAGGAGCUGAAGAAGCUUCAGCUGAGUCGUAGCAGAACUGGCUAUUGCCCCACAGAUGGAUCAGCAGGAAUUGCACCAGGGAGUCCACCUGGGAUUCCUCCACGACAGAGUGAUCGUAUCCCACCACCAGAUACGCCCGUGAGGAGAUCAUUGCCAAUGUCGUAUCCACAGCAAGUUGCCUCCUCUUCACCGCGCGGCUUUAUGCCGCCACCUGCCACGUCGCCGCUGCCACAGCAUCAUCAUCUACCGCCGCCGUAUCCACAACAGCCACCAGCACCACCACCUUUUGUCGCCUCGCCCCAGCCAUCACCGUCCUCAGCGCAGAAGCUGCAUCAGCUACCGCCCAAGAGUACCCCGCCGCCAGCCGUGCCAAAUGCCGCCGGUGCGGCUCCCUUUCACGCACAAACCUUCCAUCCGGGCUUCCAUGCUGGUCAUCUCGUUGGCGGCCAUCAGCUUGACGUCCAAAGGCACUCGCAGUCCGACGAUGACAGCGGAUGCGCCCUCGAGGAGUAUACUUGGGUACCUCCUGGCCUAAGGCCUGAUCAGGUUCAUCUGUACUUCUCGCAAAUUCCUGAGGAUAAAAUCCCAUACGUGAACAGCGUGGGUGAACGAUAUCGUGUUCGGCAAUUGCUGCAGCAGCUACCACCCCAUGAUAAUGAGGUCCGCUACUGCCACUCACUAUCGGAUGAGGAGCGAAAGGAGCUACGCCUCUUCUCUGCCCAGCGCAAAAGGGAAGCCCUGGGCCGGGGUACGGUGAAGCAAGUAUCUGCCAGCCGGCAAUGUGAGGGUUGCGAAGAAGCCGUCUCUCAGGGAGAUAUCGUGGUUUUUGCCGCACGCUUUGGGCCCAACGCCACAUGGCAUCCCGGAUGCUUUGUCUGCAGCGUCUGCAAGGAGCUCCUCGUUGACCUCAUCUACUUCCACCGCGAUGGGCGCCUCUACUGCGGAAGGCAUCACGCUGAAACCCUCAAACCGAGAUGCUCAGCCUGCGAUGAGAUAAUCCUCGCGGACGAAUGCACGGAAGCGGAAGGACGUGCCUGGCAUAUGAAACAUUUUGCUUGCUUUGAGUGCGAAGCCCAACUCGGUGGACAGAGGUAUAUCAUGAGAGAUGGGAAGCCAUUUUGCUUACCCUGCUUUGAUGCCAUGUUUGCCGAGUACUGUGACUACUGCGGGGAACCCAUUGGCGUGGAUCAGGGUCAAAUGAGUCACGAUGGGCAGCACUGGCAUGCCACAGAUCACUGCUUCUCCUGCAACACGUGCCGCUGCUCACUGCUUGGACGUCCCUUCCUCCCACGCCGUGGCGCCAUUUACUGCAGCAUCGCCUGCAGUAAAGGUGAACCCCCAACGCCUUCAGACAGCUCUGGGCCGGGUUUGCGUGCUCCACCACGACCACGAUCCCGUCCGCAGCAGCAACCAUCGGACAAUGACUCCUCAACACCCCCGUCGCCCAUUCAUGCACCCAGUUCGCCAAUUCGUCAAGUGAGGAGUCCCAAAAUGGGCCGAAGAGCCCUCCAGCGAAAUCCUAAAGCCAUUGAUGAUGCACCCGCUGGCCCAUCGGCAGCCCAUAGUCCAGCUGCAUCACCCAUCCCAGGUGCCCGAGCACUGGACAGGGUAUUGCACGAGAGGAAUUUGGAGAAGAUGCUGGAGAAGGGAGCUGAUUCCCCAGCAAGAACGCAAUCACCUGACCUGCAACGUCUCCUGAAUCGAGACAGGAGCAGAGAACCGUUGGAUUUGACUGAUUUGAAUUUCGACAGUUGGCACCCUCCCACGACAACGACGCACUUCCUGAUGGAGCAUCACGAGGCCGGGGUGUCGUCAUCAAUGCCCGAAUUGGGUGCAACGGGGGAUGUGGUGCAUGCUGUUGUUGCCACAGCUGGACUAGAUCAAGCAGAUGCCACCAUUGCGAGUCCAACUGAACUUCCAACGCCCGAUGUGUCAGACAUUCAACCAGAUCAGGAGCCACAAACUGCUAAAAAGCCAGUGAAGGGUGUUCGCUUUGAGGGUGACUUCCAGGACUCACUGCCACGAUCGCGUUCCUAUUCGGGGCACUACAAGACGCGCAUUAAGGCCCCCGGACGUCGGGGGCGGCAUCGCAAGAGUCAAUCUGAGAAUCGUCUGAGUCAGCAAACGAAGAAGUCCGUCGCGGCGCCCCCACAGCCUGAACCUGAGGAAUCCGAUGCCAGCUCUGUGUGCUCCACGUGCUCAUCGAGCUCUUCCAGCAGCGAAGAGGCGUACCAGCUGCCACAGAGACGUCACUAUGGGGGUGUACGCGUGAGCUAUGUGCCCAAUGAUGCGCUGGCGUGUGCACGGAACCGGAAGAAGCAGACAGUUGUGCCGGAUCGCAAUGAACCGGACAAAGACAAUAAGAACUGCAUUAUUUCGUGAAGAAUACGCGUGGGAGGGUGAAUGAAUUUAAAUUUAAAUUAAAAUGAAUGAAAAACGGUUUCCCACUGAAUUACCUCUAAAAGCUCUGCCCCCAUGAAAAGCCUCCUCCUCAUCCUCCUGGCCAGGAGACAAGCCAUUAAAACAGGAGGAUUUUUUUUCCAGAUUUUUUCCUCCUGCAAAACAUAUUGAUUUUAAUUAACGAAUCAUAUCAGAAAAAUGUUGUUUUAUCGCUCAAGCGAAUUGAAUUGUUUUUUAGUUAAAGAAGAAAAAAAAAUAAUUUGCCACGAUAUUGCCAACUUUUCCUCUAAUUUGUAGGGCUCCAACGAAACUCCAUUAACUGACCUAAUUAUCAAUUUUUCUUCCACUUCUUGUUGAAAUUAAAAUAUGUUUUAAGGGACGAAUGAUAUAAAGAAAUAAUUUAUAAAUUUAAUUAUUGUUCUUCUUACAAAACUCCAAAGACUCCUCAAUGUAAGCGCCAAGAGAUUCUUUUUUUUUUAAAAGCUCUGCUCCAAUCAAAAUGAAAAAUAAUUGUUAAGUUAAGAAAAAGAUUUAUUUUCUUUAAAACUUUAUUGUAUAAGUUUUAUUCUUCAAAAUAAAUUCUUUCAUUUCCACAAAGAUCCUUUUAAAUGAUUAAGAAAGUAUAGGUUGAAGAAGAAAUAAACUAAAAACUGGGACAAAUUGCAAGAAAAAAACGUAUAAGAUUACAAAGUAAGGAAAAAAAAAGAGAAAGAAAAAAUGAAGAAGUUGGUUUAUAUAAUUUUUGAUAAACAAGAAAUACAAAAAAGAAAGAGAAUGAAAAUGUGAAGGAGAAAUUCUAAUGAGUAAAAAGAAUAUUUGUAAAAUCAACAAUUGAAAUAAAUUUUAGAUACUGUACAGAAAUAAAAA
Messenger RNA from Lutzomyia longipalpis, 7442 nucleotides. Its product is annotated as protein prickle-like. The coding region runs from base 3786 to 6557 and encodes 923 amino acids. Lineage: Eukaryota; Metazoa; Arthropoda; Insecta; Diptera; Psychodidae. The transcript is spliced from 9 exons. The record is from RefSeq and is a predicted model, not a curated record. Gene Ontology annotation, molecular function: zinc ion binding.